Zychaea mexicana is the source of this 4690-nucleotide messenger RNA. RefSeq lists its product as uncharacterized. Gene Ontology annotation, molecular function: protein binding; sterol transfer activity; sterol binding. NCBI's taxonomy places the organism in Eukaryota, Fungi, Mucoromycota, Mucoromycetes, Mucorales, Lichtheimiaceae. Gene Ontology annotation, biological process: intracellular sterol transport. The record is from RefSeq and is a predicted model, not a curated record. Gene Ontology annotation, cellular component: cytoplasm; endoplasmic reticulum membrane; plasma membrane. The coding region runs from base 118 to 4413 and encodes 1431 amino acids. The transcript is spliced from 14 exons.
AACAUUUUUGCAUAUUUGCCUUCCAUUUUUCUUUCGUUCUUUCACUCUUUUUAACUUUUUCUUCUUUUUCUUUCCCUCUCCUUUACACUUCUUGUGGCCACAAAGCACAGGGAAAAUAUGGCAGACGCGCUCGUUUCAUUACCGACGAAUGUAUGGACCAUCCAUGAUGUGAUUGUUGAUUCACCCGUCUGGAAGUCCAAUAUCCUACACUUGGAAGAACAGAUCGACCAUUUUGAAAAGUGGGUUGAGGGGUUCAUGAAAGCAUUGAAGCAAUACAUUGAUGCCGUCAUUAAAUACAAUACACAAACCAGUAAUCUGUGUAAAAAGAUACUGCCACAAAACCUGGAUGGCUCCCUUAUUGAUCCGCAGGUGGCUGGCAUGAUUAUCAACACAUUCGCCAGUACGCUCCAAUGCAACCUUGCAUUUAAGACAAAGUUGAAUCUUCUACCACGACUACAACAAAAAAAAAUCGGGAAUGGGUUUAACCAGGUUUCUGAUUUGGAAGACAAUCUGUUACACCCACUACAACGGUUUGUCAAGCAUGAGUUAAAGGAAUUUAAGGAAUCGCGAAGGGCUUAUGAACGCAUGUUGGACAAAUACGAUGCUCAGAUGUAUCGAUACGGCGCGCUUAGUCGAGCCAAAGAAGCAAGUGCUCUUCGAGAAGACGCUUUCCAGACCUACGAUGUACGAAAAACGUUCAUACGAGUCUCGCGCGAGUAUUUCACCGAGCUGCUUGCAUUCAAGGCAAAUUUAGAGCACGUUCUUGUCGAAUGCUUCUCAUGCGCAAUGGCGGCGCAGGUGGAAGAGGCGGAGGAAGCGUAUCAAUCCUGUGCACAGUCGCGAGCGAUGCUUCCCGGGUGGCAACAAUGGCUUGAAGAGAGCAAAGCAAUGAGUGAGUAUCAACUGGAAAAAAUCAGCAAAGCAUCACAACGACUCGAGAAUGUUGCCGUCCGUAAAGUACGACCGUAUCGAUCAUUACGGAAUUACAUCACACCGAUCAAUAGUGGUGCUGUUGCUUCAUCACCUGCUGCAGAAGAGAUGUCGUCUUCGGCUUUCGAUAAAUACCAAAGCCCAUCACCACGGACUAGCCAGAUUGGCUUGGGCAGCAAUAAUGGUGGUGGCGACGGAAGCGGAACAAUAACCACCGAUGAUCAUGGUCAGCCUGCUAUAUCCAAAGAAGGAUAUUUGUUUACGCGCGUGGUGGUGGGAAAACCUGCACGCUACUCGUGGAUCCGUCGUUGGUUUUUUGUGCAGGAUGGAUGGUUCGGUGCGUGUGCGGUGUCGACGGUGGACAAGGUCAAGGGCUGUGUCGUGAUUGCGGAUCGAGUGCGUGUUUCAGACUGUACUUGUCGCGUUAAUAACGAAAUCGAUCGGCGUUUUCUGUUUGAAGUGGUCAGCAAUAAUAGCAACAGCUCAAUGCUCUUACAAGCCGAAACCGAGGACGAACUACAACGCUGGAUACAAACAAUAGAAGAUGCUCAAAAACAACAACAACUGCAGCAGCAAGAGACGAUGACAACAACAACAACGACGACGACGACAGAGGCAAAUAACGUACCUGAGCCAUUACUGACGUCGAAAACAGUUCUAGAUAUCACACAGCUGAACACGGGAAAAGGGCCGGUCACCAUGUCCAAUUCCCCAGCACUUACAGCACUUGGAGCAUCAUCACGCGAGCUAGUUUCUAUCCAAUCGACGACUUCUCGUUUGGUAUCAGUCAUGAAUGGAAACGGAUAUUCCGCAUCGUCUGCAUCCAUGCACGCAGUAUCAGCACCAGCAUCACCAAUACAAACAGAUAGUCCUCCUUCUGGUACAGCUAUUGCUGGUGGGGGUCGUAGUGGUAUACCUCACAAUGCACCUACCACCAGCGGAAGUUACUAUAGCAGACCCGCAUCAUCGUCUCCGCCUGUAUCACGUAACAACACCCCCUCGUCACCUGCUUCUACAUCAUCGUGGAGCAUGCCUUGGAUCAUGUCUGGAUUCAAUGCCCUCGCAAGUAACAACAGUAGCACGGAUGUCGUUUUCCACGGUGGCGAAGGAUCAUUAUCAAGAGGCGAAGAUAGUGCUAUUGUGAUAUAUCCUACACGUGUUGAGAUGGAAGCUUCGGUAGUGACACUGGAUGGGUAUACGGGUGAACUGGCAUCACGACACAGAGAAUUGCGUAGGCUGUUUACACAUGUACCCGAGUCAGAGAUUGUGAUUGAAGCAUUUCCUGCAUCGCUUUAUCGGCAAGCUGGAGUCGAUAUGACGGAUCAGUCGGAUGACCAUUCGAAUGAUGAUAAUAGCACCUUACCACCGCCAAUGGCACCACCACCAGCCUAUGGAUAUGCUAGCGAAUAUGGAUACAGUGGACGAGCCUAUGUUACACAGAACCGUUUAUGGUUUUACCAUUGUUCGCUUAUGACAUGUCUUAAUACGGUCGUUAUACCUCUCGAUACUAUCAAGUCUGUUCGACUGGAAAAAGCCCUUUCCAAUGCAUCUCAUGGUAUGCUCAUGUUUGUUGAAACGAAAUCAAAUCCACCAAAAACAUUUUGUUUUGGUAUUUGGCUUGAACCUGCUGAAGUGGUUGGUGAGCGGCUCAAAAUGGCUAUUGAGGCUGCUAAGGAUCCCAAUAGCAACGAUAUUCAAAAGUUAUACAACCACAUGCGCUGUGUCAUUCCUGGGAAAAUCAAAUCCAAGCAACGGCCAACAAGCCAUCUAAUGCAAACAAGUACAUUAGAUGCAGCAUUGACGCCGUUGACUGUUCAAGCACAUCCACCAUCACCACAACCGCAGCCUUCAACAGAAAUUCCUGGCAGUGGUGUUCGGCCCGUGUCACCUAAAAAUGAUGAUAUUGGAACGACAGGAAAAGAAGGAGGAGGAGGAGGGAGAAGAACUGUAGAGGAUCAACAGCAACAGCAACAACAGACGGAACAUCGACCAUCAGCUGCUGCAGGUGCAUUGACUGCGGCCAUGGAAGCAGCAAAUAGCAAUGCCGGCAGCGCCCAGCCUUCUUCAAGCAGCAGCAGCAGCAGCAACACGGCAGAGCUGACAGCCAAUAAGCAAGGAAAAAGAAAAGAGAUCAAACGUAGCAGCAGUCGCGUUGGCAGUGAUCAAGAAAAUAGAAUUGAUAAGCCGUUACCACCAGGACCUGUGGUGUGCGAUUGUAGCGACCAUCUGGACAAAACUGAAGCCAAAUUGGUCUUACCAACAAGUGCUGAAAAGUUGUUCACAUACAUGUUUUCGGAUAAGCAGAGCGGGCCUCAUGCUGGACAACGUAGUAUAUGGGCCAAGUUGAAUGCAACAAAACAAAAUAGCGAUCCUGACAUAACAGAGUGGACACUUGAUACAGAUGGAAUGAAGGAACGAACAUUGAAAUAUGUGAUGCCAUUGAACAAUCCGAUGGUCAAAACACGCGACACAGAAGUAGUUGAGACGCAAAAGAUUAUAACCGAACAUAAGCGAACCUGCUAUGUUGUUGUAUCUUCAACCAAAACGCCAAGUUUACCGUAUGCAGAUGCCUUUAUACCAUGCAUCAAGUAUUGUAUCACCUACGUUUCAGAAGCUGAGUGCCAACUUUCCUGCUGUAUGGGUGUCAAAUGGCUUAAAAGUAUCAUGGUCAAAACUAUGGUGAGUCGAGCAGCAACAAAAGGCAUGUCUGAUACAAUCAAAGCACUUGUUCCGUUGAUUGAGCAUGAUGCACUCUUGAUAAAUCCCCGUGAUACUCCAUCACCGGCUAGUAAAAGAGAUCAACAACGCAAACAGCAUGAACAGCGUGAGAUGCAACCAACACCUGCGCCAAAAAUGGAUAACAUACCGCCUGCCAAACUGCGGAAACAAGUGCUGAUUCCCAGUGCUGGUCGACUGUUCAUUGUAUGCGUCGUAGUCUUGUUUUUCUAUGCGCUAAUCAAGCGAUAUCAUCCAUGGUACCGCAUCCCACCACAUCAGUAUCCACAAAAAGAGCCAUCUUCUUCGACACAAUUGAUUUGGCGUGCUGUUUUCCUGCGGGACUUGGAGGACGGAUUGAUUGUUAGUCGUGCGUAUGAUGGUAAUGACGAUUAUGACAAUACCAAUAGCAAUCGUAAUGAUACUAUUCAUCGUCGUCGAGCAAUGCCUGCAUUGGAGCAUGUGAAUCCCAAAAUAUUCCGUACAUUCGAAGAGCACCGGAAUAGCAAAUGGUACAGCAUGCGGCAUCAACUGAUGGGGGCUGAAUUGACAUACACGCGUGAGCGGCUAGGUGCGCUUCGAUACGAAAUCCUGACGGCGUUUAAAAUGCUCAAUAUGAUGGAUCAGAAAAUAUUAGAGAACGAGUAUUGGAAUUGGUUACUGGAUGAACGGAUGCGUUGUGAAAACUUGACUGCCGCUGCAACUGGUGGCAGUGGUACUAAUGAUGCAGUAUGUGCUGACAUCAUUAAAGAAGCCGAACUUGCAUAAUAAAAAAGCUUUGUAUUUUAAUCGGAUGUACAAUUUAGCAAUUAUUGAUAGAUGGUCGAAGUGGUAAUAAAAUACAACAAUAGAUCAAAGAAAUGCCAAGAACUUGUCACUCUAUGCAGCCCCUUCCCAUGUGGAGUCAAAAUAUCGCUUGGUUGCCCUGUCGAUCACGUUUCACAAGAGCCACAGCCAGUCCAUUGUUCUAGCCACUUUUCUUGCGUGUCACACGAGUGUGAUUUGAUCACCGUCGCCUCCAUUUGCCAAAAGAGAAUUCCGGCUG